Messenger RNA from Bombus pascuorum, 655 nucleotides. It is a transcript of the gene crcp, whose product is annotated as DNA-directed RNA polymerase III subunit RPC9. Gene Ontology annotation, biological process: transcription initiation at RNA polymerase III promoter. The coding region runs from base 152 to 529 and encodes 125 amino acids. Gene Ontology annotation, cellular component: RNA polymerase III complex. Gene Ontology annotation, molecular function: nucleotide binding. The transcript has 3 exons. NCBI's taxonomy places the organism in Eukaryota, Metazoa, Arthropoda, Insecta, Hymenoptera, Apidae. The record is from RefSeq and is a predicted model, not a curated record.
GCAAAUUACAUUUAUUAACGCAUUUUAAUACAUUUUUGUAUUAUUUUAUAUCUGAAGAAUAUCGAUGAAUAUAAGCACCUAACCUUACGAUGCAGUUGUAAUUUGGAAAUAUAAGAGAGAAUCAGAGUUAAAUAUUGUUUGAAUAUUUAAUAUGAAAGUGCUCAAGGAUUGUUCAGCUUACUUAAGCAAUUAUGAGGUUCUAAAUAUUCUGCAAAAUAUAAAAUCAAAUAAAAAACAAAACAUGAAACAAAAUCAGUUAGCAAGUAUAACAUAUCAGACUAUAAGAUAUUUAGAAAAGACUCCAUGUAAAAGGCAAACUCCUGAAAAAAUUAAAGGACUACUACAAGCAUUGGAACCUUAUAAACUAACAAAGUGCGAGAAAUUAACUCUUUUAAAUAUGUGUCCUAAAACACCUCUUGAAAUACAACUGAUUAUAGAAGAUAGCGAAGACCGUUUGACCGAUGAUGAAGUAAAUUCUUUACUUCAAGUAGUAGGAAAUUUCUUAGGUGAAGAUGAACAAGAAGGAUAGCAUGGUUUUACUACUUUAACUGUACAAACUUCUUAAAAAUUAAAAAUUUUAUAUACUUUAUGUACACUUUAUUUAUAUUAAACAGAAAUGGAAAUGAUAUAAUAUUAAAUACAUUGUGCAAAUAAA